AUGGACGGCGUUUCAUCCUCACACACCACAGUCCCUCAGGGUGACAUAUAUGACCUGCUCGGUAUCGGCUAUGGGCCUGCCCACCUGGCCCUCUCCAUCGCCCUUCGAGAGUCGAGCGAGGCCAACGAAACCAACUUCAAAGCCCACUUCCUCGAGAAGCGCGGCCACUUUGCGUGGCACCCUGCUCUCCUCCUCCCCGGUUCCCAGCUUCAGGUUUCGCCUCUCAAGGACCUUGUAACGCUUCGCGAUCCGACCUCGACCUACAGCUUCUACAACUACCUCCACUCCCACGGUCGUCUGGCUCGCUACAUCAACAAGGAGCAGAGCGUGCCCAGCCGUCGAGAAUGGACUUCCUACCUCGCCUGGGCCGCUCGACGUAUGAACGAGAAUGUAUCGUACGGUCAGGACGUCGUCUCUAUCGAUCCUCUCACUCUCGCAUCGGUGGUUCCCGACGCAAAGGAGGAUACGGUUGCCGUUCGACCCGCCAGCGGCGAAGAGACCGCUUCCCUCUGCCUCUACCGUGUGCGCACCCGCGACGAAGCCACAGGCCAGGUAGUCACCCGAUACGCACGUAACCUUUCGAUUGCUGUUGGCGGUGUCCCCAAGCUCCCGCCUGCGUUCCAGGCAGCAUGGGCGGAGCAGUCGUACGCUGGCGACUCGGUCCCGCGCAUCGUCCAUUCUGGCUUCUACAUUCCCUCCAUGGCCAAGCUCGAGCCUGAGCUCCACAUGGCUGCAUUGCGUCGUCAUUCCGACGACGCCGCUCCGAUGGCCGACUCUUCCCGACUCCGGCUCGCUGUCAUUGGAGCGGGACAGUCGUCGACCGAGAUGUUCAUGAACCUCCACUCUCGCUUCCCGACUGCCAUCGUCACCAUGAUCUUCCGUGCAUCUGCGCUCGUACCGUCCGACGACACUGGCUUCGUCAACUCGGCCGCCUUCGAUCCCGAACGCACCGACGAGUUCUGGCAGGCUAACGAGACGCAGCGUCGCCAGUGGCUGCAAGAGUUCAAGCGAACCAACUAUUCAGUCGUUCGCACCGACCUGCUCAACGAAUUGCACGACACCAUGUACGACAAGUACGAGGUGCAGCUGCCCGAUGAGCUGCAGGACCCCUCCGAAAAGCAGGCUGGUCGCAUGGAGAUGCGACGCUGCACCGAGGUCGACAAGGUUUCCUUGGUAGAGGAUGGAGUAGAGUUGACGCUGCGCGACAAGUUGCGCAAUGGUCGGCUUGACACGGUGCGAUUCGACGCCGUGUUCAUCGGCACCGGCUUCAACAGGUCUCCAGCCAAGAUGCCGUUCCUCAAGGAGCUCAAGCCGUUUUACCCUGCGCUCGACGAGGAAUGGAUGUCGCGCGACACGACUGCGGAGGAGGACGAGGUGGCCAAGUCGAUCGAGGUCGAGGACGAUGAAGUGAUUGAGCGUCGACGUGAGAACAUGCGUGGCAUCACCAGAGACUACCGUCUGGUACCUGGUAGCGCCAUGCACUCUGCGCCACUUCGUAGCGGCAAAUCUAGUCCUGGUGCUGGAAGCGACGCUUCGUCGACCUCUUCGCAGCAGACGCUAGCUAGCGAACAGUCGACCGAGAUCCUUCCAGAACCGUCGCUGUACGUGUUGGGUGGCAACGAAGCCACGCACGGAUUGUCGGACAGCUUGCUGUCGAUUGUUGCGCACAGGGCGGGAGAGUUGACGACGAGCCUGUUGCAGAGACUGCCGAGAACGAGGAGAGGGACUGCAUCCAGUUCAACAACGCAGCAAGCCGGUCUCGCGGUUGGUGGAGAGAAACCGUCGACGACGACUGGAUCGAUCACACAGACAAAAGCCAAAGCGGCAGCUCAAGCGGUCAACGACAAGCUGGCCGCGCUUAGCGGACUUCACCUCAAUGCUUCUUCGUAG
Molecule: messenger RNA, 1890 nt
Organism: Pseudozyma hubeiensis SY62
Lineage: Eukaryota; Fungi; Basidiomycota; Ustilaginomycetes; Ustilaginales; Ustilaginaceae
Product: L-ornithine 5-monooxygenase
Exons: 2
Coding region: 1-1890 (629 amino acids)
Biological process (GO): intracellular iron ion homeostasis
Source: RefSeq, a predicted model, not a curated record